Messenger RNA from Drosophila montana, 2011 nucleotides. RefSeq names its product facilitated trehalose transporter Tret1-like. The record is from RefSeq and is a predicted model, not a curated record. Gene Ontology annotation, biological process: carbohydrate transport; transmembrane transport. Bases 554 to 1942 code for a protein of 462 amino acids. NCBI's taxonomy places the organism in Eukaryota, Metazoa, Arthropoda, Insecta, Diptera, Drosophilidae. The transcript has 8 exons. Gene Ontology annotation, molecular function: sugar transmembrane transporter activity. Gene Ontology annotation, cellular component: membrane.
AAUACGUAUAUAUACAGAGAAUAUAGAUCAAGAAUAAAGGGUGGAAUAAAAGUUCUGGUGGUGUUUAGCUAGACUGACGGUACGUUAGACCGAAAGUGGAAUCCUUACUCUGUCCCGGCGUUAGCAGGUUUUGACCUCUAUCAUUUGGAACAGCUAACAAUAAAGAGACAGCCUGCCAUCCCCUCAACGAUCCGUCUCGUAAAGCUGACAAUUGGGCGUACCUAAGUACCAGACAAUAAGCGCUUCGUUUUAAUUCUAUAUUCAAACAAUAUAGCGAAGUUUGCCAUUGUCUGAGGGUAUUUCGAAUGCUCUCCCUCCGAACAUCUGUGUGAACCAAUAUGACACUGCACUUAUCGGCUUUGAGUUAGUUGAGUUACUUUUUGGCUUGCAUGAGCAAGACUAAUCUUUAUGGCAACAUGGGCCCGAGCACAGAAGCCUCCAACCUUUUAAAUUCAACGGGAAGCCAGGCGACUCUUUAGUAUUCAAAUGUGCGGCCACAAACUUACAUUGAAGCUGGGAAAAUAUUUUAUUUAACUUAAAAACCUGCUACAAAAUGUUGGUAAAAUUUGUUGAGCAACCGAAUUGUCUGCUGAAUCACAGGAAUCGCUAUCAAUUGCUAGCCACCAUGCUCAUCAAUCUCAUAUGCAUAUCGCAUGGCACUGGCAUCGGCUGGCAAUCGCCCAUAUUACGCAAACUACAGUCCGAUGAAUCGCCGCUUGACUUUCAAUUGACCAUCUCGGAAGUCUCCUGGGUGGGCUCUGCGGUGGGCCUAGGCGCUCUUGUGGGUAAUGCACUGAUGGGUCUGCUACUGCCGCGCAUAGGUAGCCGCCUGUGUCUGCUCCUCGUAGCCAUACCUCACUCGUGCCUGUGGUUUCUGGCCUACUUUGCUGAAGGCGCGGAGUAUCUGUUUAUUGGACGCUUCUUGGCCGGCAUCUCCAGCGGCGGCAUGUACAUUUCACAUCCCAUUUUCCUAAGCGAAAUUUCAGAUGCCAAAAUUCGAGGGAGUCUCGGCGCCAUGAUAAUGUUGUCUGUGAAUGUUGGCAUUCUUCUAGGCUACAUUUUGGGCACGCAUCUGGCCUAUCAUAUCGUACCAUUCGCAGUGCUCAUCUUUCCAAUUAGCUAUUUCAUAUCCACGCUGUUCAUCAUACGCGAUUCCCCGAUGCAUCUCAUACGCAAGGCCAAGUACAAGGAGGCUGAGCAGUCUUUCAGAUACUAUAAAAACAUUAAGGAUAACAAUCAGCCGGGUGCUCUCACAGAAUUUGAGGAAAUGAAGCAGACACUGACCCAAAGUGAUAAGAACUCGGACAAGGUGACCCUCAAGGACUUCCUAACUCGACCUGCACUCAAAGCUUAUUGUUCGGCUGUGGUUCUUCUGAUUGUUAAUCAAUUUAGUGGACUUUUCGCCAUGGUCAACUAUAUGUCGGAUAUAUUUGCACUGUCGGGCACCUCCAUGGAUCCGGAUACCUGUACCAUUAUCAUUGGCAUUGUGCAGAUUAUGGGCACAUAUGCGACAACGCUUCUCUGUGAUAUCUGGGGACGCAGAAUUCUGCUGGUGAUCUCCUCAGCCGGCGUGGUUGUCAGCCUGACGUGCUUCGGCCUCUUCACCUACUACGCACAGUGGUACGAUUUGAGUGAGUGGAGUUGGGUCCCACUGUUCUUUAUGUCGCUGUACAUCUUUCUGGGCAACAUUGGACUCGUUGGUUGCUUCUUUGUCCUACUUGUUGAGAUGUUUCCGGUCAAGAUACGCGCAAGAGCUGCUUCAAUAUCAAUUUGUAUAUGCAGCUCGUUUGUGUUUAUAUCGCUCAACAUUUUUCCCCUUUGCAUGGAUCAAUGGGGCGUGCCGGCCACCAUGUGGUCCUGUGCGAGCAUAUCAGCACUUGGCUUUAUAUACUUUGUCUUCUUCCUAAAGGAAACCAAGGGCAAGUCAAUGCUUGAGGAUUGAGGGUGAAGCUAGCAAAAAGGGCAAUAUGUGUUGCAACGUCUGAAUUAUAUGUUAAGUUUUUUUUUCCAA